This is a messenger RNA of Drosophila obscura, 2123 nucleotides long. RefSeq names its product membrane metallo-endopeptidase-like 1. The record is from RefSeq and is a predicted model, not a curated record. The transcript has a single exon. NCBI's taxonomy places the organism in Eukaryota, Metazoa, Arthropoda, Insecta, Diptera, Drosophilidae. Gene Ontology annotation, cellular component: plasma membrane. Gene Ontology annotation, molecular function: metalloendopeptidase activity. Gene Ontology annotation, biological process: protein processing. Bases 31 to 2019 code for a protein of 662 amino acids.
AGCAGAAGCCUCAGUUCUCCGGCAGCGAUCAUGUGGAUUAUUGGUCUCGCGCUCAUCGCCUCGACUGCUAUUGCCAGUGGAGCGGAGGAGGAGGUGGCCAAUGCCAACAGCCGUCUGCUGGACAACAUUCUCAGCUAUGUGGAUACAGAAGUCAAUGCCUGCGAUGACUACUUCGGUCAUGCGUGCGGCAAGUACGCGAAAAAGCACUUGGAAGAUUCCUUUUCGGAGAUCGUUUCAAUGGUGGACCACAAGGUGAACCAGGACCUGCUCACGCUGAUGCUGGAGCUGGAGCAGCGCGCGCAGCAGCCAGACUUCGAUGCGACAAGUGUGGAGGCGAAGGUGUGGAGCUUCUAUCGCACCUGCCGCAACGCUUCGAUCGACAGUCGAAGUGGCAGAAGCUACCUGACAUUCGUGCCCCCCGACGAGGGCCUGACAUGGCCGCAGCUAACACGCCCAGCCGGCAGGGCCUGGCCCAAGGAUCGCUUCAAAUGGCUGCAGACUCUGGCCCGUCUGCAUCGCUAUGGCGAUGUGAAUAUCCUGAUGACGGUGUUCAUCAAGUCGUGGCCCAACAACAGCAGCGACUACGUGAUGGACUUCAGCAUGCCCAGCCUCGAAGAGAGGGAAAAGCGUCUGAUGCCCUUCAUGGAAACCAUGCAAGUCCUUGGCAUCUUGGGUGUGCCGCGGGCGAGCGCCUUUGCGCUGACAAAGAAGCUGAAGAGCUUGGAGACAGCACUGAUAAAUCUCAUUGACGAGGAUGACGAUGACACGGAUGGCCAGCAUAUGACAGUGCGACAGUUGCAGCGACGCACUGGAGCCGACUGGCAGAAGUUCGUCGAGUUGCUGCUUGGAGAGGACAUCAGUCCAGAGUUUCGUGUGAAUGUCCAGAGUUUGGGCUACUUCAAGGCGCUGGUGCGGCUGCUGGACGAAAAGGAUCCCGGUGUGGUGGCCAGCUACAUGAUGACACGCCUUAUGCUCUAUCUGUGGCAGGAGACGAUGGACAGCCCGGAGCCGAUUGAGUGCAUCAAGGAUGUGCGCCGCACCAUGAAUCUGGCCGCGAAUCUGCUCUACAAGGAGCGCUUCCUCAGCUCCGCGGGCCAUCUGCACAGGCAGAGCGCGUCCGUUGUCCAGCUCUUUGAUCAGCUUCGACGGCAGUUCCUGCGGAUUGUGCAGCGGAAUCGCCUGCGAUUGAGUCGAUCGCAGCGCGGGAUGAUCAGGCGGAAGGUCAACGAUAUGGUACUCAAUAUCGGCAACAUGCCGCAGCAUAUCGAUCAGCGCCGAUUCGUCAGUCAGCACUAUGCGAGCUUGGAUGUGUCCGCUACGACGCUGGACUACAGUCGGAGCCACUUGAAGCUGCUGGAAUUCCGGACACGUCAGUUGAUGGAAAAGCUAAAGCACUCGCCGCACAGGGCCAACGAGUACUUCUACAUUGCUGACUCGAUGACGGCCAUGAGCUCCAGCGCCUUCUAUAUGUUCCGCCAGAAUGUCAUUGUCAUACCCUAUGGACUGCUGCAGGAGCCCGUGUUCCUGCCGGAUAGCCACGAUGUGUUCAGGUUCAGUUUGCUGGGCUUCAUCCUUGCCCACGAGCUGAUGCACGCCUUCGAUGGCCUUGGAGUCCGCUACGAUGCUCAGGGCAAUCUCAGCGAGAUGGGCCAGCAGAUAGGCAGCUCUUCGCAGUUCGAGGCCGGUCUGGAGUGCUUCAACCACAACGAAACGGAUUACCUCAACGAGCGAGUGGCGGACAUUGACGGCAUUCGUCUCGCCUACGAGGCGUACUUCGGCGGCGGCGCGGAAGAGUCACCCCAGAACCGGACCCGGCCGGAUUUCACUACCAUGCCCAUGGAGCGGCUGUUCUUCCUCAAUCUGGCUCAAUUUUUCUGUGGGAAUGGCGAUUCGUCAAACUUUGUGGAGCAUGAUGCGGAUAGAGUGCGUCUGAAGCAGACCCUUACAAAUUUUGCGGCAUUUAAUGAAGCAUUCAAUUGUCCCACGCAACGAGCCACAGAGAGAUGCCAGCUAUGGUGACGAGUUAGCUGGUUUUUUAAAUAAUAAAUCACAUUUUUGGGGGCCAAAACAAUAUACGAAACAAAUACUCUUUUUUUAAUUCUACAAAAAAUAAAUUCCGCCAU